GCAGCAGCAGCGGUGUAUCAUAUGAAAUGGUUUGGCCCUCGGGGUUACAGGAAGUUGUAGCAGCUGCCAUGUUUAGCUGCUUUGUUGUAGAUUUCUUGUAGGUUUCCUGCAGAUUUUUUUAAGUGUUGCAAUGGAGACGAGCUGGAGUUCAUUUUUAUUUCAGCAGGCCAAUGAAGCCCUCCACCACCAGCAUCAGGUCACCCAGAACAGCCUGCUGCCCCUGCUCAACUCUGGCAAUGAGCCACAGGAUCAAAAGCCUAUUCUUCCCAUCCCUCUCGACCAGAAGCCCCCGGUCAUUCCUGCCGACCUCCUCAAGGACAGCAUGGCAGGCGGUACGGGAGGAGGGGGCGGCGGAGGCGGGCAGGUGGUCAUAAAGAAAGAGCCCAAGUCGAAAACGCCCUUCAUAUGCGGCUACUGCAACAAGGCCUUCCGGGACAGCUACCACCUACGGCGGCACGAGUCCUGUCACACCGGCAUCAAGAUGGUGUCACGGCCCAAGAAGACAACGACGGCGCCCACCAUGGUGCCUCUCAUCUCCACUGUGCCACGCGACAACAACGCCAACCCCUCUUACGUCUCCACUGUGGCGGGCAUCCUCACCACGGCAACGACCUCAGCGUCCACUGCCACGGGCGUGAUGUCGGCUCUGCCUCAUCAGCCCGCCGUGCCCAAGAAGCCCCCCAAGCCUGUAAAGAAGAACCACGGCUGCGAGAUGUGCGGUAAGGCCUUCCGCGACGUCUACCACCUCAACCGCCACAAACUCUCUCAUUCGGACGAGAAGCCUUUCGAGUGCCCCAUCUGCCAUCAGCGCUUCAAGAGGAAGGACCGCAUGACCUAUCACGUCCGUUCGCACGACGGAGGCGUGCACAAGCCGUACAUCUGCUCUGUUUGUGGGAAGGGCUUCUCUCGGCCAGAUCAUCUUAGCUGUCACGUCAAGCACGUUCACUCCACAGAACGACCCUUUAAAUGCCAAGUAACGGCCUGCACGUCAGCCUUCGCCACCAAAGACCGUCUGCGCUCGCACAUGAUAAGACACGAGGGCAAGGUCACCUGCAACAUCUGCGGGAAGAUGCUGAGCGCCGCCUACAUCACCAGCCACCUCAAGACUCACGGGCAGGCCAGCUUCACCUCACCCUGUAACAAAGACUCUAACAACAUGUGCAACUCCGUCACACCAGUCACUGUUUCUAGCGCAUCCAACACUACGGCCAUGAAUCGCGGCAUCGUCAGCAACCCCGUCACCAUCGCCGCCCAGAUGAACAUCACCACCAACACUGUCAACAUCACCUCCCCCGUCAGCCUCCAUCACCCGGUCACCAUAAGCGCGCCGGUCAACAUUGCCUCCAUCAACAUCCCAGCCACUGCGCCCAUGAACAUCACCCAUCCCAUCACCAUCACCUCGCCAAUGUCAAUGAACAUCACAGGUCCCCUCAACAUCGCCAUGAGAUCGAUGGAUAGCAUGCCUUUCCUCUCACAGGUCCUGCCUUCCUCUCCGCCCUGGUAGAACUGAGCCCUGCCCCAAAAACUCCCCACCUCUCCUCGUAAGCCUCAUGUCUCCUGUUAUAGUCUUCCUCUCCAACCGUGAGGGAAAAGAUCCUUGAGGAAUUGGGAAUGUAUUUGUCUGCAGCGACAAGGAAUACGGAAAUCACGUGGAAGUUAGUUGGUACUUUGCACGUCCUUCCUAAAGAAUAAGCAGAUCCAGGUUGAGUUAGUGAGGACAGAAAUGAAUGAGAAAUGCAUGGAGUGGAAGACUGACGUGCUGUAUGUUUGGUGAUUUUUCACUUUUCUAAUGCCAGAAAAUCCUUGCCAGUUGCCUGUUAGUAUUAACGGUUUGAGGACUUUGGCAUAUAUUAACUGUGAGGAUUUUAUUUUUGUUACAUUAGCUUGCUUAUCAGUAUUUCAUAGUUUUAUGCAUUUUAAUGAGUCGUGUACAACAAAAGGGACAGUGGCUUCCGUUUAUGGAAGAUGAGACGGUUUUAUUUGUUUUGAGACAAUACUCUACAAAUGAGGAAAACUAAAGUUUUAGAAUGAGUUUUUAAAAGGCUUUUCUUUGUGAGCCUUUUAAUCUGUAGCUUUGUUUUUAUUUCUAUGAUUAUAACUAUUCUUUAUAGGUAAUCUUUUGGAGUUGGUCAUUCCUGAUUGUCGAAUUAUUACGUUGUGGUUCUUUCGAUAGCUGGGAUAUUCUGCUUAGUGGGGUUGGACAUUACAGUAACAUAAAAAUCUUGCAUUGAACAUCUAUCUAUUCGGCGAUAUUUUAGUGGCAGUAUUAUUUUCAAUCAAACAUUUUAAGUAUUGAUUGUUAAACCUCAUAAUAGAUGCCUGGUCACCAAGUGGCCUGGUCACUGAAAAGUCCAUUUUUGUCCUUAAUAAUAUUAUCUCGAGAGCAUUUAGUUUUCUAACUUUCUCUGCUCUUCCUCGCUGAGGGAUGAGGGCUGUUUCCUAAGGACCUUUUGCUCAGGAACUUUGCUGGGGGUGUCCUAACUUACGCUGCUCUUGUAGUGGAUAGAACAUUCUUCCGACCUUAUUUUCUACGUCAUAAACACACGAAAUGUUUCUUUCCCUUUAUUGGCGAGAACGGAGAAGCACCUCAGGUGUCAGGGUGCCUAGCUGUCGACACGGUCCUCCAUCCCAGAGUGAAAAGUUUGUGUACCCCGGUCACAGUGAAAACCAAAACUGCCUCAGAUUUUCAGGGUUUGUCAUGUUGGCGGUCAUCAUUCAGAGUAAACCUGUUAAAAAAUAGUUUGACAACAAGCAAUUAAAAAAAAGAAUUCGAGUACUUGGACUAUAAUGUUUAUUUACAUAUAAGUCAUGUAAAAUGAAUAGUUCACUCCAAAAUUAAACUUGUGUAAUUUUUUUUACUCACCCUUUGUCGAAAAACGAACACUUUCUUUUUAGUCACAUAAAAGUAGUCUGCACUUCUUGUGCGCUAUAUUGUUUAACUGAAGGUACAGACCAUAAUUUAAGUCCGUAUUGACGGACGUUGCUCUCAUUGCUUGAAAUGUUUAAUUCUGUUUUCAAGUCAGUUUAUACAUUCAACACAGCCAGUAUAAGUGAUUUCUUAAAUUAAAAUCAUCUGAUGACAACAUAUAACAACUCCAAUUAAUUUAAUAAUAAUAUUUAGAUAAUUUAAGUAAAUUUUGUUCUGUUCUAUCGUAUAAGUUCAAAUGACUGAAUGUAGUGCUCAAGUUGUGUGAACUACUGUUAUGGUGCAUUUGUGCCCUUUUAAGAAAGAAAAAAACCCUCUUGCAUUUUAAUGGCAUGAGGAAAGACAACCACUUCAAUUUAAGAAACACUGUGUCCACACCAGACGUGUAGAAAAAGUAUCUUGUUCAUGUUAUUUUGAGUUUUUGGCAGGCUACAAUGGAUUCUAUAUUAGAAACGUUGGGUUUUGUUGACGUUGUGCAUCACGUCUGGUGUAAGUCAUACGAGUUUGAAACAACAUUAGGGUGAGUAAAUAAUGACAGUUUUCAUGUUUGGAUGAACUAUCCCUUUAUAUUUGGAGACCACAACAAAUAUUUCUAAAUUCACUUUGCUAUUUGUUUUUUUGUUCUCCCUGUUGGAUAUAUAAGCAAUAUAUCUUUCUUUGUCCUUCUGUUGACCCAGCCAGACAGCUCUCUCACCCAUUUGUUAUUAUAUGGAAAAACUGAUGCAAAGGAUGCUGUCCUUUGAUGCCCUCUCAUCUGGGGAUGCGUGUGAUUCUCAAACAAAGAGUAAAACCAGCUGAAUGUGAUGAUGUCAUAGCUACCACUGUCUGUGCAUAAAGUUUAGUUUGUAUUAACAGGCACCCCCCACCCAAAUGUUUCUCAACUUACUAUGACAGUGUUGGCCUGGUAGCGAAAUUACAAGCAUUACAUGGGCUUUUUCUUUUUUUUCUAAUGUUGCCUUGUUUUGUAGAGGCAGUUCAGUUUCCAGAACUGGAAUUCAAGGAAUGUGAUUGAGUUGACUGAAGACACUACAGAAAACAAAAAAAGGUUUAAUUGUGCUUGUGAUAAAUGUCUGUCCCUCCGCGAUGGCGUCACUUCCGUGCCUGAACUGCAUGUGUGAAAAUGCCACAGUGACGCAUCUGUCGUCUCUGUUCGGCUUGCAGUGCUCGGCUAUGGAACCUGCCUGGGCGGCCAACUGCAGUUAAACUGUUUACCAAAUGUGUGUGGAGAUUUAGAAUCUAUUUUGCAUACGAAAUAUCAAGUUGUCCUGUUUGAGGAAUUAUGGAUUUGUUAUUUUUGUUAAUCCUAUAAAGUAUUGCUCAUGAAGUUAUGCAUCAGUAUCUUUUAAAGAACAUGGGGCAAAACCGAAAAAGGUUUCGGAUUGGAGUUAAAAAUGAGUCCAGUCCUUUGUUUCACAUUUUGUUUUGUUGAAUUGGCAAACACAUGUGAAAGCCAAUGAAUGUAUAUCUUUGUACAAAACCAUUUAGCUCAGAGAUCGUGGUAGUUAUGAUAGACACAUGCAAGGAAGAAUACAAGUAAAAUGACCUUUUAUAAGACUUUUUGUAUUAGAAAAUUAACAUCGGUAAUUUUGUAUAUAUGAAGAGUAGACUUUUUUUUGGUUAGCAGAAAGGUAAAACAUUCCUACAUUUUUUUUAAUGUAUGUCAAUAUGAUUAUGUAAUCACAUUGCGCAAUGUUUUAUGUGCCUUUUAUUUGGGUUGUCUAAAUAAAAGAAAACUGUACAUUAUGGCUUGGCUCAUUCCAUUUAGAAAUUAAUUUUUAUCCCAAACGACCUACAAUGCAUUUAAGUACGCAUUAUUUCAUUCACAGUGUCAUUGUCCAGGGAAUUUUGUGUUGCGAAUGUUCUACUGUGGGAAUAGUAUUUAUGUAGUGCCUUCUCUUUGAAAGAUUUUUCCUGUUGUAAAUUGAUUUAAUGAGAAAUCUUAGUAUAAACAAACCGCAAUAAGCUAUACUCGUCUAAAAUGUUUACAUUUUGUAGUGCUGAUGUAAUGAACUGAGAUAUUGCAGUUAUUAUUAAAUUACAGUGAGCUUAACCAUUUCAUGUCUUUUAUUAGAAUAAAUGAAGAGCAUAAUGAGACCAUGGUGUAGUUUAUUAAAUCAAUGAUAACUUUAACUAAAGAAGCUUGCCACAACAUUUUUUGAAAUGUUAAAAAAUUAUGUAAUUACUUGUUUAUCCAUAUCUUACAAUGUUAGAGAUAGAACGGAGGAUUAGAAAAAGCCUUGAAUCGGUCAUUAAAUGCUUUAUUUAACCACACAUACUUAUACUUUUAAAAUCAUGAGACAACAAUAUGAACAAGAAUUAUAAGUAUACAGUAGUGGCCAAAGGUGAUGUCCAACUUUGUACAGUUGACAUCAUUCUUAAUGCAAAUGUUUUAAUAAAGAUGCUGCAUUUAUGAAAAAUAACCUGGAUCUCAGUUUUGAGAAGAAUUUAAGAAAUUACAACACAUGCAAAGUUUAUGAAGACUUAACUGAGGAGAGUGACUUCAAAAUAUUAUCAAAAGAAGAAUCAACAAAUAUUAAUAUCAGAUACUAUUGUAGUCAUUUUAUCAUAUAUUUGCCUCGAGCGUUUUGUUUUUUAUAUGCAUUUUCUAUUU
Triplophysa rosa is the source of this 5537-nucleotide messenger RNA. RefSeq names its product vascular endothelial zinc finger 1b (gene vezf1b). The record is from RefSeq and is a predicted model, not a curated record. Bases 131 to 1504 code for a protein of 457 amino acids. NCBI's taxonomy places the organism in Eukaryota, Metazoa, Chordata, Actinopteri, Cypriniformes, Nemacheilidae. Gene Ontology annotation, molecular function: DNA-binding transcription factor activity; RNA polymerase II cis-regulatory region sequence-specific DNA binding. Gene Ontology annotation, biological process: regulation of transcription by RNA polymerase II. The transcript is spliced from 5 exons.